AUGUGGUUCUCUUUGUCUUUCAUAUUUUUUAUAAACAUAAUAUUCUUUGUAUGUGUUCACCGUCAAAUUAACUUGUUAGAAUUUAUUUUGGCUUUAAGCAUAGCAAUGCUUAGCAGUGAUGCAUUUGAGAGUUGGCUAAAACACAAACAUAGAACUUCUUGCCUAAAAAGAUUGGCUUCCCAUGAAGGUGAUAAGCUAAAAUCUGUAACAGUUCGCCUAAAUCAAUAUCUGCGCAAAAAAUGGAUUGAGUAUUUAUAUUUAAGGGAAUCUAAUCAUACCAAAGCCUUUCUAUUAAUCAAUAUAAAUCUAAUAAUAGUUUUUGUUAUUGGAAAAUAUAUAAAUGGCUAUAUUUUGACAUAUUUAUUGUUAAUGUUAGUUUGUUUAUUUUACAAAAUAAUUUUACCAGUAUUGAAAACGUUUAAGGAUAUAAAACAAGACUUAGAAUCUGAACAUGAAUUGGAAGAUCUAAUACCAGAAGUAUCUGAAGUUAAUAUAAAAUUAUUAUCCAUUGAGCCUGAACAAGCUCCGAGUUCGGAUGAGAAGCAAAGCUUUGAUUAUUGGAAACCUAAUGAUGUUCCUCUAGCAGAAUACAGUGAUAGUUCUGACAAUAGCAGUUCCUUGGUAACAAACUUUUCAAUUGAGAAAAUGCAUACAUUGGAAAAAGAUGUUGAUUCUUCAGACACCAGUGAAGAUGAAUACAUACCUCUAGAUCAACAAAAGGAGCAAAAAGAGUUACAAUCUACUUUAGAAAUAGUGGAACCAUCCAGUACCUGGAGCAGUGCAGCAUACAAUACCUUUUGGAAUAUCACUAGUACUGUGGCAAAUAUGGUGCAUUCAGAUUCAGCAGAAACUAAAAGAAAGAGAUUGUCAAGUAUUGACUCAUCAGAUGGCUUUGAAAUGAUUGAUAAAAAUGAUUUAACUUAA
Messenger RNA from Arctia plantaginis, 924 nucleotides. NCBI's taxonomy places the organism in Eukaryota, Metazoa, Arthropoda, Insecta, Lepidoptera, Erebidae. The record is from the annotation of a GenBank genome assembly.